This is a messenger RNA of Letharia columbiana, 771 nucleotides long. RefSeq lists its product as uncharacterized. The coding region runs from base 1 to 771 and encodes 256 amino acids. Gene Ontology annotation, molecular function: oxidoreductase activity. NCBI's taxonomy places the organism in Eukaryota, Fungi, Ascomycota, Lecanoromycetes, Lecanorales, Parmeliaceae. The transcript is spliced from 9 exons. The record is from RefSeq and is a predicted model, not a curated record.
AUGCCUUACAAUCUCAAGGGCAGGAAGGUACUGAUUACAGGAGCAUCGAGGGGCCUAGGCGCUCUUGUAGCGGAGAAGUUCGCCGCUGAAAGUUGCAAGCUGGCCAUAAAUUACAAUGCAAGUCAAGAAAAAGCGGAUCAGGUGGCCGAGAAGAUAGAGAGAGAGUAUAAGACCAAGCCCAUCCUGAUCCAAGGAGAUGUGGGAAAGCUUGCGGAUUGUGAGAGAAUUGUGCAAGAAGCCAUCGCUGGAUUGGGUGGUCUGGACGUCAUUAUCUCAAAUGCAGGCUGGACGAAAUUCACUAGAUUCGGGGACCUUGAUGCCCUCAGUGAAGCCGAAUGGGAUAAGUGCUGGGCCGUCAACUGCAAAGCAAACCUGCAUAUCUUUCGGGAAGCUUUGCCAACGUUGAACGCCAAUGCAGAGGGUGGAGUUUUUUUGCUGACUUCGUCGGUUGCGGGCAUCGCGGCCUCCGGCAGCAGCAUGGCAUACUCCGUCACCAAAGCUGCAGGACUCCAACUAGUGAAGUGUUUAGCCUCGACUCAAGGCCCGAAGGUCAGAGUUAAUGCUGUUCUUCCCGGACUGCUCUUGACAGAAUGGGGCGCCAACUUCACACCGGAAACGCUUCAGGAGCUGAAAGAGAAAGCCUACCUAAAGAAAGAGACUGGCCUUGAAGACUGUGCAGACGCAUUCGUUGCUGCAGCGAGAAACAGCUCCAUGACAGGCCAGAACAUUCAGAUCGACUCUGGUCUCAUGAUGCUAGGAAGAACGGGCUAG